Messenger RNA from Glarea lozoyensis ATCC 20868, 1347 nucleotides. Its product is annotated as C2H2 and C2HC zinc finger. The record is from RefSeq and is a predicted model, not a curated record. Gene Ontology annotation, cellular component: transcription regulator complex; PcG protein complex. Gene Ontology annotation, biological process: regulation of transcription by RNA polymerase II. Lineage: Eukaryota; Fungi; Ascomycota; Leotiomycetes; Helotiales; Helotiaceae. Bases 1 to 1347 code for a protein of 448 amino acids. Gene Ontology annotation, molecular function: RNA polymerase II cis-regulatory region sequence-specific DNA binding; DNA-binding transcription factor activity, RNA polymerase II-specific. The transcript is spliced from 3 exons.
AUGGACAUUAAGCAAAUCGUGAAUUCGAAAGGAGGAAAAGUAGCAGCGGCAGCAGCGGCGGCAGCCAGCGGAGCAGCACAAGACUUACAACUACUUCAUUCAAUUCAACAAGCCAACAAUAUGGCCCCAAUGUCGGACACUGGCUCAGAGAGAGGCACUUCGCCUCAUGAUUCCGAGCGCUCACACUAUUCCGGUCCUCGUUACGGUCCAUCAAUGACCAACAUGAAUGGUGGACCGAACUUGAUGCGCUAUCCUUCCCCGACUGCAAUGCAAAACCCGAUGCCAAUGAUGCAGCAGCCAUAUCAGCCCAACCCAAACUUCGAAAAUCCUAUGAUGCAGCCGGAGCCUCCUCGACCUGCUCGCCAGACCACAGGCGAAGGAGCUCCAAAAGCAUUCCCUUGUAGUUCAUGUGGAAAGGGAUUCGCUCGUCGAAGCGAUCUCGCAAGACAUGAACGCAUCCACACCGGUGUACGACCUCACGUCUGUGAACAUCCCGGCUGUGGAAAGCAAUUCAUUCAGCGCUCAGCUCUUACGGUUCACAUGAGAGUGCAUACUGGAGAAAAACCACAUAUGUGUGAACGUUGUGGAAAGCCCUUCAGUGAUUCGAGCUCCCUUGCGCGACACCGACGUAUACACUCAGGCAAGAGGCCUUACAAGUGCCCCUACGCAGAUUGCCAGAAGACCUUUACUCGCCGAACCACUCUCACUCGUCACCAAAACCACCACACUGGAACAGUCGAGGAGGCAGCUGCAGCAACAGCGGCAGCCUUAGCCACCCGAAGUACUCAUCCAGGAAGACAACGUUCAGAUGGUGAGCCCUACUCAAACACCGGUUCUCCCAUGUCUACACCCUCUCCUCUUCAACGUACACAGUCAGCGUCGCCGAACUCCGAACUCGCACCCAUGAAUCACAUGCCGCGCCACCCACAAGAGUUUCAAUACAUGAACACCAGUUCGUUACCUGGACAUCUACGUGGUGACUAUCCUAUUCAAAACCAGCCGCCGCAAACAACGGCGCCGUUUGCAACCAACAUGAGGCCAACUUCACAUCCAACUGGUUACGGCCCUCCGCAAGUUCUCGAGCCUCCCGCUAACUCAGAACAACGUCAAGGCGGCAGUGCUGGUAACAGUCCCCACAUGAGUAAUGCGGGAUGGGCAUCACCAUCACAAAAUAUGCCAUCCCCAUCGCAAGGCAACUACGUGUAUCCAGAUCCAGAUCCAUAUAACCAAGGCCAGAUGGGUCAGAUGUACUAUGGCACAUCCAAUGUUCGAAGACCUCAAAGCACUGAACCAGACGGAUAUGAUGUCAAGCCACGGAUGAACGAAAUGUGGGCAACUGCGCAGUAG